UUGUUUUUAAUAAUAUACAAAGUAUUUAAAUAAAUAUAAUUGUUGUUCUAAAUAAUUUUGAAAUCAUAAUUCACUAGCCCUCUGAACAAUAACUCAAGCCACUAUAUGGUUACAAAUUUCAAGUGACACUCACUUAUCCACUCAAAUUUCACAUAGAAGAACAAAAUGACUACUGGUACUACUUUCUGCUUCUUCUUCUCUGCAAACCCUACCAAACCCUUCCAAUUUUGGUCCCCAAAAACCCAUCCAUCAUUUUCCAAAUCUAAUUACAACUCCUUUUCUUCCCCAAUUCCUCGUUUGGCUUCCAACAAUUUCGCCCUUUCCAAGACACUCAAUCCCGUUAUCUGUAAAAGCACUUCUACAAUCUCCACAAACACGACCCAUUACGAGUUUUCUGAUAAUUCUGAUGAGGUGGAGUUGAGAUUAGAAAUUGGGGGUCAAGAAAUUCCAAGUUCCAGAGAUGUAUUUGUGGAUGCAGAUGAGAGUUCUUUGACAAUCAGAGUAAAGCACACUGGGUCUGUUAAGACUCUCAUGGAAAAUACUUGUCUUUACGAGAAGAUAAAGCCUGGUGAAACAAUAUGGUUUAUAGACGAAGAUCAACUGGUUGUUAAUUUGAAGAAGCAAGACCCAGAUUUAAAAUGGCCUGACAUCAUGGAGUCUUGGGAGUCCCUCACUGUGGGAGUUAUGCAACUCCUAAAAGGAACAUCAAUCUACUUAGUUGGGGAUUCAACUGAAAUAAACCAAAAAAUUGCUCGAGAACUGGCAGUUGGUCUUGGGUAUACGCCUCUUAAUACAAACGAACUGAUGGAACAAUUCGCCAAGCAAACUAUUGAUUCAUGGGUGAUUGCAGAGGGGUCCGGCUCUGUUGCAGAAGCCGAAAGUGCUAUAUUAGAAAGCCUUAGCAGUCAUGUUCGUGCUGUCGUUGCGACAUUAGGAGGGCAGCAUGGUGCUGCUGGAAGGGCUGAUAAAUGGCGGCAUCUUUAUGCAGGAUUUACUGUCUGGCUGUCACAAACUGAAACCACGGAUGAAAAUUCAGCGAAAGAGGAGGCCAGGAGGCAUAUCCAAGAUGGUAGUCAAGCUUACUCUAAUUCGGAUGUGGUAAUCAAGCUUGGGGGCUGGGAUCCCGACUACUCUAAAACUGUGGCUCAGGCUUCCUUGAGUGCACUUAAACGAUUGAUUCUGUCAGAUAAGAAGCUCCCAGGUAAAAAGAGUCUAUAUAUAAGGUUGGGAUGUCGGGGUGAUUGGCCAAACAUCAGACCUCCUGGGUGGGAUCCAUCAACAGGAGCUGAAUCCUCUCCUUCAACAUUGUAGCACUGAUCAUAAUACCAAAAAAAAAAAAGGGGGAAAAAAGAAGGAAAAAAAAAAAAAAAAAAGUCAUAACAAAAUGAAUUUUGCUUUUCCAAAGCAUUUGUGAUCAUCAUCCUUGUAAAUGCAUAUAGAAAAAUCUUCAAACCCUGCCCUCAUAGGAUAGAUCACGUAAUUUUAUCGCGCGGAUUUUCCUCAAUUAUAUACUCUAAAAUCUCAUAUUCAUGUUGUCUAUGUUGUUAUCAUUAUAGAUCUUGGAAUUUUUAUUGUA
Molecule: messenger RNA, 1576 nt
Organism: Cornus florida
Lineage: Eukaryota; Viridiplantae; Streptophyta; Magnoliopsida; Cornales; Cornaceae
Product: probable inactive shikimate kinase like 2, chloroplastic
Exons: 8
Coding region: 166-1311 (381 amino acids)
Source: RefSeq, a predicted model, not a curated record